UUUUUGCUGUUCAAGGUCGCACCACCAACUAGGAGUCGGUUUCAACCAGGUUGCUUGAGGCUAGUUGGAGACUUCAUGCUAUCUGCUGAUAUUUAAUGUAUCCAGAUUGUCUUUAUCUAGGACUUGCGCUAUCGCCUAUCAUUACUCAUUCAUUUCCUUACUGAGGACAAUUUAAUUGUGUACAUAUUCUGGGUCGUCGACGCACCUUCCCUUCUGUUCCAGCCGUCCCCAAUUACGCUGCUCUGCAUGCUCCUCAAGUAUACGAAAAACCUUCUGGUUAAACUUAAACCGCUUCUGCCCUAAUGUCUUUAAUUAAUGAGGUUGGGUUCUGUAAGUUUUUUAGUUGUUGUAGUUCAUCCCAUAGCCAUACGUAAAUAUAUAUUCGAAAAACUUACCAAUGCACCCGGAUGGAAGGUGUUGAUUAUGGAUGAUGCAGCCACACGUGUACUGUCAUCAUGUUUUAAGAUGCCAGACAUAACUGAGUACGGUGUAACUCUUGUCGAAUCUCUAAACUGCAAGCGUCAAAAACUAAAUAUGCAUGCAAUAUAUAUCAUGAGACCUCGAAGAGCAGAAAUUGAGUUGCUGUUGCAAGACUUUCCUGAAUCAAAUCCAACUUAUACUGCUGCACACGUGUUCUUUUUGUCCUCUUGUCCCAGUGAUUUACUGAAUCAGAUAGUUGCUUCACAAGCAGUCCGACGUAUUAAGACUAUGAUUCAAUUGUCGGUGGAUUUUAUUCCUUUGGAAAGUCAUCUUUAUUCACUAGAAGCUAUGGAAACUGCUCAACUUUACUUUUUACCAUCAGACGUUGUUCAUGACAAACUCACUCGAAUCGAUCAGUUAGCCGAACAACUUGCUUCUGUAUGUAUAACUUUGCAAGAGUAUCCAAAAAUUUGUUACCAAAAGACAGAGAGUAACCUCGAACUGGCCCGUCUUGUGCAGCUGAAGUUAGAUAAUUAUAAAACCGAUAACCCAACUUUGGGCCAAGGAUCACAUAAAGAUCAAAGUCUUUUGUUAAUUGUUGAUCGAAGUUUAGAUCCUAUUAGUCCUCUUGUGCACGAGUUAACAUUACAAGCUAUGUGUUAUGAUUUACUCAGUGUGGAGGAAAAUACGAUUGAGUUUGGUGGAAAUCGUAAAGCAAAUGUUGCAGAUGGAGAUUCAUUGUGGAAAGAAUUUCGGCAUCAGCAUGUUGCAGAUGUUACGAGAAAACUUCCCCAACGUGUUCGUGAAUUCGCAGAAAGUAAAAAACAAUUCGUUGAAUUUGAAGAGGCUAGUGCUCCAUCAAAGGAGGAUGGAAGUAGUAGUACUACUACUGGUUUAAGAGAUUUAUCUGAUCUUAUCAAACGUAUGCCACAAUAUCAAACAGAAUCAGCAAGUUAUGCAGCUGUUUAUCAUGUUGUUGAAACUUGUAUGGCUACAUUCAAGAAAGGUGUUGAUAAACUGUGUGAAAUUGAACAAGAUCUUGUGAUGGGUGAGAAUGCAAAAGGAGAACCUGUAACGGAUCCUAUGCGUGUAUUGGUUGAUAUUUUCAAAUAUGAUUUUACAUCAGUGGAAGAACGUUUGCGUCUUUUACUUAUCUUUGCGCUUAUAAAAGAGGGAUUUGCCGAAACACAUUUGGAUAAAUUGUUAGAUUGUGCUCAAGUUGCACGUUUGUUCAAACCACUCUUUGCAAGUCUUUCGUUUAUUAUGAAUGCUCAAUUAAUUCAAUCUGAUCCGGUCACUAUAUCUUUGCCUAAUCAGACAAAUAUCCCACAAUAUCAGUUGGGUAGAUGUGUAUCUCUUCAACGUUUACCACCAAUUCCUAAAGUUAGCCAAUCAAUACAAAUAUAUCUUCCAGUGAAAAAGAAACGUGUAGAUCGUGUUAGUGCUAGUUCAUAUGCUUUAUCACGGUGGACACCAUAUAUUCUAGAUAUUAUGGAACAAGCUAUUUCAGGAAAGUUGGACAAAUCACGUUUCGGAUUCGUUGUAGCGAAAGGCAUUAAAGAUGUUCAUGGUCUCGGUAAUGUGGUAGAUACUAGUUCUAAAGAUUUUAAAAAUCCUUCCGCGCGAUUUCAUGCUAGUGGUGUUUUAUCUCCCAGUUCAUCGGCAUCUGUUAGAUCAUCUAGUCCAAAUCCUGGAUCAGAUCGGAAUCAAGCUGCUUCUAUGACUAAACACUGUGGUCCACGUCUUAUAGUUUUCGUUGUUGGAGGUUUCACAUUAUCAGAAGCCAGAGUGGGUUACCAGUUAACUCAGAGAUGUGUAGAAACUCGUCUUGCAGCUAGUGACAAGACUACACUUAAAACAAAUACAUCUUCAACGGAAAAUAUUUCAACUAUCCCAGAUGGUGGAGGAGUUGGUUGGAAUUGGGAAGUUGUACUUGGUGGUACACACUUGUUGACACCAAAAAUAUUUUUAGAUAAUCUUGAAGGUAUUGCAAAAAUUAUCAUGCCACCGGUUUCAAAUACACCAAUACCUGAGUCGGUACUUCGUCGUGUUUCACUUAUGAAUCCUUUUCGAGGAUGAAUUUGUAUAGCAAUUAUUUGUUCUGCAACAAACCAAUCAGGGCUAUUCUCGUCUAAACUAUCACAUACAUUUUAUUGUCAUUGAAAAUUAGUUUAGCUGUAAACUUUUUAUUCAAAAAAACUACAUUCCAUAAUAUCUAUUUUUAUUGAUAAACUGAAACUGUGAUUUCUUUUAUACAGGAGACUACUAUUUAUUAUUAAUCUUUUUUUCUAUGCUGACAUAUCUCAAAGAAAAAGCUGUCCAUGUCAUUUGUAUUAAUAUUUUUCUUUCUAAAAAUAAACAAUGACUUUGUGGCUUUUUUUUAUAAAAUUUAGUUAAUAUUUAAAAAGGUUAUUCAUGUGCAUAUAUAUUUAUACUGGCUUGAUAUAAUGUUGAUUUUUUGAUGAAUCUACUUUUUAUAUUUUCUCUGUUAUUAAUUCAUGUAUGAAUGACCAGAAAUAUUGCUUUAAAUCUCACAUUGAUUUCACUAGACAAUUGUUCGUUUACUGGGAAUGCAUUAAUCAGUUGAAAGUGUUUGUUGCUUUCACAAGUGUGUCGCAAGCUAAACCUUAAAUUCUGUAUCUAUCGCCUAAAAAUGUUGAAUUCUUCUUAAAAUUGUUAUUUCAUACAUUCAAAACGACACGUUUUGUACAACUUGUCAUCAGAAUAGGCGACAACAAAGCAACAGCAAUGUUAGUAAGGAAAUAAAUUGUUUAACUUCCCGGUGACUAUAGAAAAUCUUAGAUAUUAACAAAUAUUGAAAAAUGAUACUUACUGGAGAAUAUAACACAACCACUGAUAAAAUUACCUAUUGACAUCCAUGCGUAACAUUGGCUUGGUAUCAAACAACUUUGUCGAUUACUGUAACCUAAUAUUUAUUACUUCUUCGCUAUCUCGUGUCAAAUCAUUAUGAAACACCUGUGUAAUACUUGUAAUUUUAGGCAAUAUUUCUUCCUUGUCCACUAAUCUAGCAUUCUUUCAAAAAAAUUGUUUUAUUGUGACAUGUCCAUGCCAAAACCGACCAAAAACAAUCCCUUCGAAUAUACAGUCUAUGACUUAAUUAAU
This is a messenger RNA of Schistosoma turkestanicum, 3543 nucleotides long. The record is from the annotation of a GenBank genome assembly. NCBI's taxonomy places the organism in Eukaryota, Metazoa, Platyhelminthes, Trematoda, Strigeidida, Schistosomatidae.